AUGUAUCUUACAUUCUUCGUUAUAGAGAAUUACUAUGCCCCGGCUUAUUUCUUCUUGAAAACGUUCGCUUUCUUUCUUCUUUUAUUCAUAAAUGGUAAUUCUUUAAUUGUUCUUUCCUCCAUUAUUGCUGCACCAUUUCAUGUCGAGGAAUUCAUUUUCUUCCUUUUCCCCCUAUCUGCUAUUCUUUCUUUCUUUCUUUCUUUCUUUCUUUCUUUCUUUCUUUCUUUCGUUCUUUUUUUCUUUUUUUCUUUCUUUCAAACAAGUAUUUUCUCUAUAUUUUUCUUUCUUUUUUUAUAUACGUUUAUUCACGUUGAUGGCUUAUUAUUCAUCCCGAUUUCUUUCUCUUUCCAAAUUUGUCAACAUUUUCUUUAUUUUCCUUUACUUAUUUCUUCCCCUAAAAAUUUUAAUUCAUUAUUUAUUGUUCCCCUUCCAAAUCUCUUCUCUUUCUCCUUCAAUCGUCACAUUUUUAUUCCAUUAACAAAAUCAUGCUUACAUACGCUCUUCCACAUUUAG
Acanthosepion pharaonis is the source of this 513-nucleotide messenger RNA. NCBI's taxonomy places the organism in Eukaryota, Metazoa, Mollusca, Cephalopoda, Sepiida, Sepiidae. The record is from the annotation of a GenBank genome assembly.